AUGCGAAAAAAAAUCACAAGAAACCCAACGAACGAUAUCAAGACGAAGUUGAACCGUAUCAUCCUCCAGACUAACAACAACAGCAGUACGAAGCUCCCCCUCAUCGAAGGCGACCACAAACUGGGUUACGCUUAUGGCAACGUCAAGACCCACAAGGAAGGCCACCCCCUACGUCCUAUCAUCAGCCAGACACCAUCCGUUACUUACAAACUCGCCAAGCGCCUCAACGAACUCAUCACACCAUUCACACCAGCCUCCUUCAGUUUGAAGUCCACAACAGAGUUCCUCGAUCUCCUGAAGACUACCCGUCCCUCCAACAUCAUGGCAUCCAUGGACGUUGAAUCACUCUUCACCAACGUACCGGUCCACGAAACCACAGAUCUCAUCUGUCAACGCAUCUACCACUUAGAAGACGAAGAGCCACUCAACAUUCCCGAAGCCUCGCUACGCCUCCUUCUACAAGCAUGUACUAAAGAAGUACCAUUUUACGGACCCGACGGCAAGAUGUACGUGCAGCGAGACGGUGUGGCCAUGGGAUCACCCCUCGGCGUCCUCUUCGCCAACUGCUACAUGGGGUCCAUCGAAGAAAGGCUAUUUGCACGCCACCCUCAGCUCAAACCACAAAUCUACGCCAGGUACGUCGAUGACAUCUUCAUCAGCGUUGACACCGUGAGCCACAUCAACGAGUUAAUCACCGAAUUCAAGAACGACUCCUGCUUAAACUUCACGCAAGAAAUAGAACAAAAUAAGAAGCUCCCAUUUCUGGACACCAUGGUGCACCGGUGA
This is a messenger RNA of Eriocheir sinensis (Chinese mitten crab), 786 nucleotides long. RefSeq lists its product as uncharacterized. The transcript has 2 exons. NCBI's taxonomy places the organism in Eukaryota, Metazoa, Arthropoda, Malacostraca, Decapoda, Varunidae. The coding region runs from base 1 to 786 and encodes 261 amino acids. The record is from RefSeq and is a predicted model, not a curated record.